This is a messenger RNA of Petromyzon marinus (sea lamprey), 3035 nucleotides long. RefSeq lists its product as uncharacterized. Gene Ontology annotation, biological process: regulation of transcription by RNA polymerase II. Gene Ontology annotation, molecular function: RNA polymerase II cis-regulatory region sequence-specific DNA binding; DNA-binding transcription factor activity. NCBI's taxonomy places the organism in Eukaryota, Metazoa, Chordata, Hyperoartia, Petromyzontiformes, Petromyzontidae. The record is from RefSeq and is a predicted model, not a curated record.
GCGUGACGUCAUUUAUGGGCGGCCCCUCGACAUGGCAAAACAAUCUGGCAGGUCCAUCUCCUGGAAGAGACUCAUAAGACUUUAGUGAGGAUAGACACACAAAAUAAGUCUCCUAAAUCCACGCCACAGCGACCAUCGUGCACUCGGGGCCUGUUCAGAAAAAGCCGUGCCCUAGCACAUCUUAUUUUUUUUUAAAAGAGCUUUAUAGCUCAUCGGAUUCCUACAGCAAUAAACACAUCUUCCCAUCCGGCCACGCUGUUCAGGAACCCGCUACGCAAAUCGCCGCGGACCCUGGGACGCAUUCGCCAAGCCGCCUCGUCAGGGGAUCAAUCCGCGCAAAUCGCCGCGCACCCUUAGGCGUGCCGCCCCCCCCCACCACCACCGCUCCACGCUAAUCGAGGCUGCAGCUGCCUACUCCUGGGGUCCACGAGGCCUCAACGAGGGCCCCCCACCCACCCACACCACGCUUCUAUCGCGCACCGCUCCCCUCGUGAAGUUCCCGCGUCCCUACCGAUCGCCUCGAAUCUCUUACCUCAUCAUCACCACCACCACCACCAAGCACACCCAACCACCCACCACCCCCCCCCCCUCUGCGGCCUUGUUUUCAUACGCGCGAGGAGGCGAGGCUCCCGGCAGUGUCGCUAGGCCAGAGCGGCGAUUUCGCGGGGGAGCUCCCGUCCGACGACUCGUGCAAAGCCUCAAAGCCUGCUUGCAGCAAGGCACCGCGCCCCGCCACUCCCCCGCGCGCCGAUGGCGGCGCUCUGCGCGGAGGCGGUGCUGGACCCGCGCGAGGACUUCCCGGCGUGGCUCGGCGCGCACGGCGUGAGCGCUCGCGUGCUCGAGGCGGUCGAGGCCGAGCUCGGCAUCGGCGACUACGAGGCGCUGCUGGCGUGCGCCGCCCAGGCGCCCGUGCGCGCCGAGCUUCUCGCCGCCGCCAAGGAGCGACUGCCCUUCGCCUUCUACGCCGCCCUGCGGCGCGUCGCCGAGCAGGUGGGGCGCGGCGCCGGCGGUUGCGGCGGAGGCGCCGGCGGUUGCGGCGGAGGGCACCACGACGGGCCGUCGGACGUGCUGGCGCUGCACCCGUUCCUCGGCUCGCUGCUCGACACCAUCGUCCACAUGCUGAGCAACCUGAGCCGCGAGCUGUCGCAUUCGGCCGAGCGGUUCCGCCUCCUGGACGCGGCGACGUUCUACGGGCACGGCGCCGACGAGGACCGGGACGUGCGGCUGUCCUCGCCGGGCCACAGCGUGCAGGACGGCGACGGCUACGGAGAGGACGCGGCGGAGGCGUCGGCCCUGGACAUGGACGAGGACGGCGCGGCCCCCGACGGCACGGCGGUGGUGCGGUGGUCACGCGGCGUCAGCUCGGCGGGCCUCCACGACGGUGCCCUCGAGCCACCCGAUGCCCACGUGGCCGCGGUGGGACCGGCCGCGAUUGGAGCUGGCGAGGCCGAAGCGGACGACGCGGCGGGGGUGGCGGAAGCUUGGAGGGCGGCGAGUGUGAAGACCGAGCCGCUCCACGAAGGGGAGAAGGCCGGCGCCGCCGAGGGCAGCCUGGCGUGCGAGCUGGACGAAGCCAGCGCCUUCUGCCAGGGGGCGGUGGAGACGCAAGACGACGAGGACUACGACAACGACGACAUUGACGACAACGACGAAGGCGGCGGAGGCGGAGGAGGAGGAGGAGCGACGCCGGGCCGAGCCCCCCGCUGGGGGAGCCUCGAGCGGGGCGCCAGCUGGGCGGACCGGGGGCACGAACCGCCCGAUAGGUGGCCGGGAAAUUUCCACCCUCCGCUGCCGAAGUUGGAAAGCUCCGAAGGUCACGGGAGCGACGGCGCUUACGCUCAGCAGCACCGGCACAGCUCGCCGCCACCGCCAUGCAGCUGGCAAACGGGCGACGUGAGCGCCGCACCUAGACUCGAUCCUACCGAGCGGUCCAGGGGGCAGCAGCAGCAGCAGCAGCUCCCAGCGGAACGCUUCGUUAGGAGCGACGUGGAGUGCGAGGGGCUGGCGUGCCGGGCUGCGUACGCGCACGUGUACGGCGAUGACGACGUCGUAGUCGUCACGGACGAGCAGCUGGCGCACGGAGGCGGCGGCAAUAGCCCCCGCGUGUGCCCCGACUGCGGCAUGAGCUUCCGCACGCCCAGCAAGCUGUGCCGCCACAGGCAGAGCCGGCACAGCGAGCAGAAGCCGUACGUGUGCGACGAGUGCGGCAAGAGGUUUUCGCUCAUCCACAACCUCAACCAGCACCGCCGCAUCCACUCCGGGGAGAAGCCCUUCGUUUGCGAGGAGUGUGGCAUGACCUUCGGGCGCAAGUACCACCUGCACCGGCACAAAAAGACGCACUCCAUCCACUGACGCUUGGCCGCGGGGGCGGCGACUUGGAAUGAUGUCCUGGGGAGGAAUACGCUUCCACUUCUUGCCCGUGUGACGAGCGGCGGCGGCGGCGGCGAUGAUUAUUCCGAAGAUGUUCCACUUGGCACGAUCGAGCUGCGUCGUGGGGGGGGUGGGGUUAUGCCGAGCCAGGGACGACGCAACGUUGCGAUUCCGCGGCAGGAGCCGUGCCGUGCCGUGCACGCCAACGUGCAAAGAACGAGUCGGGAUGCAAAGCGCACGGUGUCUCGUAUUGAAGAUGACUCGGAGGAGACGCCGUGUCUCUUCAGUGCAGUGUACCUAAGGGGAACAUUACCGUAUCAGCUGUCCCCCCCGCCCCGCCCCGAGCCAGAUUCAAACGUCUUGUGUGAAGCCAGCGUGAAUCACCGAAAACCGUCAAUGGGGAAAACCACCCGUGCCACCUACACCUGGACUUUCCCACACUUUCUCGGACGUCCUGAGAUGUUCCCUUGCCCUUCGGGGGAUGGCUUGCUCAGGGUGGAGGAGUGUUUUGGUGGCUCCCCACCCCCACCCCACUCUCACCCCUCUUGACACAAGGUGGAAAAACUUAAUACCAGGAGGUAGAUAAUACUUUUUAUUUUUAAUCACAAAAUUCCAAGUCGUGAAUGCUGCCGUUCGUAAUAAAAUGCGGAAUACAUUUAAAAACA